GGCAAUGUGAGAGUGUGGCUGCGGCUCUAUCCCUGACCCCCCUCGUCUCGGUCUCCUCUGUCCGCUCAGGAUGGACCAGAGGAGAGCUGAGCAGGACAGCAACACCGGCACCAACCCGGUUUCGCUUUACGGGGAAUUCACGGUCACUGGCAACCGAAAAGUCAGGUAUGCCGUGAGCUUGACAGAGAAGGACCUCAUCGUCCAGAGGCUCACUCCAACACCUGUCGGGCGGAACAAGGUGGUGCUCAGCCUGAAGGACUGCGUUGGCUGCCGGGCUUACCGAGGAGAUGACAACGCGGACCCGGCAGCGUACUUGGCAGCCUACUUCUACCCGUUCAAACGGCGCUGGAUGAGUUCCGGGGUGUCGCGGCAGAGAGUGGAGCAGUGUUUUCGCCUCGCUGCUCUACAGGACCCGCGCGCUAACCUGGAAGAGGCGGAGAAGUGGGCUCGCGCUGUCCGAGAACGCUCUGCCCGGCAACAGUACCUUAGAGACGGGGUGUCAAUGAGCGAGUUGUCUCGUCCGUGCCGGAUGAUGCUGCUGGUGAACCCACAGAGCGGGAAAGGACAGGCGCUCACUCUCUACAACAACCACAUCCAACGAAUGCUCAACGAGGCGGGAGUCCCUCACACUCUGGUCAUCACCGAGCGGCAGAACCACGCCCGAGAGCUGGUGAGGGAGGCCAACCUGUUGCAGUGGGACGCUUUAGUCAUCAUGUCUGGAGAUGGACUUCUGUUUGAGGUGAUAAACGGUCUACUGGAGAGACCAGACUGGGAGAACGCCAUCCGGAUCCCGCUAGGUAUCCUUCCUGGUGGAUCAGGCAACGCCUUGGCUGCAUCCAUACAUCACUACUCUGGAGCCUCGCCGGUGUCCAGUGAGGAGCUCCUGGUCAGCUGUGGUUUCUUGCUCUGUAAAGGACUCGUAUCCCACAUGGACCUGGUCUCCAUCCAUCUCUCUUCCAGCCCUCGUCUCUUCUCCUUCCUCUCGCUGGCCUGGGGCUUCGUAGCGGACGUGGACAUAGAGAGCGAGAAGUACCGUCACGUCGGAGCUGCCCGCUUCACUGUCGGCACGCUGGUGAGGCUGGCGUCUCUCCGCGUCUACAAGGGCAAGCUGGCUUACCUGCCCGCCACUGAGGACUACAGCACCGAGGAGGGUUUGAGAAGUAACGUCACGCUGCGCUGCAACAAUCAGGCCUCCUCCCUGGGUCCGGCCUCUGUGCUGUGCCGCCCGUCCAGAGACUCUCCCUGCGAGAACACCUUCCACAACUCCUGCCACUCCAACAACUCCCUCAAAGUCAGGAGGACGGAGAGCACGCCUUCUCGAAGCGCCAACAAAUCCACCAGCGGCCCUCCUGACUCCCGGCUGCUGCCUCUGGACCAGCCGCUGCCUAGCGACUGGGUGGUGGUGCAGGAGGAAGACUUUGUCCUCAUGCUGGCCAUGUACCAGUCCCACCUGGCGGAGGACCUGAUGGCAGCACCGAGCGCCGCCUUGGACGACGGUGUCAUCCACCUUUUCUAUGUUACGGCGGGAAUAUCACGCGCCGCGCUGCUGAAGCUGUUCUUAGCUAUGGAGAAGGGUGCACAUCUGGCUACUAACUGUCAACAUCUGGUGCACACUAAGGUGCGGGCACUCAGGCUGGAGCCGUAUUCACCCAAAGGGAUAAUAACAGUAGAUGGAGAGGUGGUGGAAUAUGGGCCAGUGCAAGCAGAGGUACACAGAGGCCUGGCGAGAUUAAUCACUGGAUGAACUGAAGCAACCCUCCCACCAGCUUUUAUCUCUGCUGUUAAAAGCCCAAGAAACACAUUUUGGAUCAGAAAUCAGUCCAGAUACAGGAGCGAAGCAAAUGAUGUAAGACUCAUUCACGCUUACCUGCAAUGUUAGCCUCUUAGUGCUACAUAAAGCACCUGUGUUUCAGUGGGAAAUAAUGUGACAGGUAGUCUGGCAUCAUAUUACAACAAACAAGUGCCAUGUAUGGAGAGCCGGAGUGUUCAAUAUUAAAUCAAAGCAAGCAAGACAUUUAAAUAAAUUAUCAUAUUAGUAAGUGCAGACAAAAUAUAUAGUAUAACCAUGAACUUAGCAGCAAGCUUAUUAUUAUAAAAUGUUAUUUAUUUAUUAGUGGCACGAGGCAACGCAAGAGCCACACUUACGCGUAGCUCGAGCCACUAUUGUUAUCCAGCGUGUUUUUUCUUCCCAUUUUUAAUCUUCCGCCAGAAUUUCGGCGUGUAACUAGUCCCGCAGCUUUGAGAAAACCCUCGCAAACUAUAUAUCGAAACGUGCGGCUCGAUCGGGAAUGGUGUGCUAUGUCUUUUAUAGUUCUUUCGUCAAUAUUUCGCAAAGUUAUUCGCAAAAAACUGCAAAGAAUUUCCCUUAAGAAAUGAAUGGGAAAUUUCCUCAAAUUUCAGCCUUUUUCAAUUGUACGUUGCUUCGCCAUACU
Molecule: messenger RNA, 2432 nt
Organism: Chelmon rostratus (copperband butterflyfish)
Lineage: Eukaryota; Metazoa; Chordata; Actinopteri; Chaetodontiformes; Chaetodontidae
Product: sphingosine kinase 1-like
Exons: 5
Coding region: 71-1744 (557 amino acids)
Biological process (GO): negative regulation of apoptotic process; sphingosine biosynthetic process; cellular response to growth factor stimulus
Cellular component (GO): cytoplasm; intracellular membrane-bounded organelle; membrane
Source: RefSeq, a predicted model, not a curated record